UUCAUAUCCAUUUGUUUAUAUACGCACGAGUCCCACACGAACCCUCCUCCUCUGCUAAUAUAAGCAAGGCGUAAACCCUUUCGCUGAGGCAGAAGCCCCGUCAGCCGCCAUGGUGAAGUACUCAAGAGAGCCCGACAAUAUCACCAAGUCUUGCAAAGCAAGAGGCUCUGACCUGAGGGUUCAUUUCAAGAACACAAGGGAAACUGCAUUUGCUAUCAGAAAGUUGCCCUUGGUCAAGGCAAAGCGAUAUUUGGAGGAUGUUCUGGCUCACAAGCAGGCCAUUCCCUUCCGUCGUUUCUGCCGUGGUGUUGGGCGUACUGCCCAGGCAAAGAACAGGCAUUCCAAUGGGCAAGGACGCUGGCCUGUCAAGUCUGCCAAGUUCAUAUUAGAUUUGCUUAAGAAUGCUGAGAGCAAUGCUGAAGUGAAGGGUUUGGAUGUUGAUUCCCUGAUCGUAUCUCAUAUCCAGGUCAACCAAGCACAGAAGCAAAGGCGCCGAACCUACAGGGCUCACGGAAGAAUCAACCCAUAUAUGUCAUCUCCCUGCCAUAUUGAGCUGAUCCUGUCUGAGAAGGAAGAACCCGUCAAGAAAGAGCCUGAGAGCCAGUUGACAACUAGCAAAUCGAAGAAGUCUGCUCUCAGAAGUGGUGCUUCCUCUUAGAGCGCAUCUUUCGAUGAAUCAAAGAGUUGCUGAUUUCCUGUGAUGAGGGUUUUGUGCUCUACUUUUUAUAUAGUUUGAGAUGUUACAUAGACAGUUUUGCGGCCUCGUGUUGUUUUAGUAGCAAGUUAUGUUUUGGUUGGGGAAUGUGCUUGAAAGCUAAUGCUAGAGAUAGUUUCACAAUAUAACCGACUUUAUCAUGUCCUAUUAUUUGAUUCAAUGUCAUUUUGUUGUACCUUGCAAA
Messenger RNA from Malus domestica (apple), 899 nucleotides. RefSeq names its product large ribosomal subunit protein uL22y. Gene Ontology annotation, molecular function: structural constituent of ribosome. Gene Ontology annotation, cellular component: ribosome; cytosolic large ribosomal subunit. Lineage: Eukaryota; Viridiplantae; Streptophyta; Magnoliopsida; Rosales; Rosaceae. The record is from RefSeq and is a predicted model, not a curated record. Gene Ontology annotation, biological process: cytoplasmic translation.